GAACAAUUGUCCGAACUUGCAUCACACAGGUGGAACAAGCACUGAGCGAGAUUUCUGUCACUUGCUUCUCUGUUACGUAUGGAGUAACACUGAUCCAGAGUCUGUGUGGCUGUCAGUUUCUUCGUCAGUGAACAGGACCGUAUUGAUAAUCCUAAGUCGGAUCGCCAAAUAAAAGUAAAUCAGAAUGCGUUGGACACCAAUUUCCUCGACACUUCCUUGGCUCCUCUUACUUCUCGUACCUGACAACGUCUUUCCUCAGACCACUUCCGGUGAACAGCGGGAAGAGACUGCCAAACCCCCCGAAGGGGAUCCAAGAGCCGAUUUUGACUGCAAGGAGAUAGCUGGGGGCCUACCUUCAAUCAAUCCUUCCGCUCAGUCCUCCUGUUGUGGUUCUACUACACCUGAGUGCGAAAAAUUCCACAACGGAGUCUGCAAGUUGCGACAGGACUCUGGAAACUGCGACUACACCCUUGACAUCUGCCCUCGGACUGACUCGAAUUGGCUCUGCACUUGCUGCGCUUCAUGUGACGGAGAAGCCUCAAACAACUGUAAGGCUAAUGGAGGCCAUUGUCGAAGGAGUUGCGCAGAGGAGGAGGUAUACGCCUUUUGGCACGACUGCGCUAAAGGAGACUGCAGGUGCUGCAAGGAAUGUCUGCAGAGCACGUGCGCUGAGGGCAAGGGUAUCUGUACCCACCCAGCUCGGGAAUGCCCCAAAGGCUUCUUCCCAAGCGAGCAACUCUGCAGGGGCUUCAAUGAUAGACCGUGCAAGUGCUGCGUCCCUUGUCAACAACCCGAAUGCCCAGGCGUGACAGGCUCUUGCCAGGACAAAGCCAGCCCCUGCCCGGAUGGUAGCAGCGACAAUGCUGUUGAGGUCAACUGCCCCUGCCCAGAUAGCAAAUGCCGCUACUGCUCCCGAAACCAAGCUCCUCCAACAACUGAGGGGGCACCCAAACCUUGAAGAUGAUGAUGAUGAUGAUGGUGAUGAUGAUGAUGAUCAUGAUAAACUUGGACAAUGAAGCGCCAGAAAUUAACUCCACAGCAAAUUCAGAGUUGUAACUGUAUUAUUUUUUGACCAUGAUUAAUUCGCGGUAAAGUAACGCCUUUUGAUAAUUUAACACCACCAUUAUGUAAGGAUUCAAGAUUUAAAUCAGUAACCAAUUAAAAGAAAUUAAUAUAAAGAUUGAAGUGAUUUAGUAAAAUCAUAAUUUAACGAGUUUAUCUUUGCAUCAUAAUUAGAAACUUUGAAUCAGUCACCAGUCUAAUUUUUAAUUGAUUUUUUUUAUUACGGUAAGAGAUUGUUUGGUAAGUCAACUGUUUCCUUAUAUUUAGUUUUCUUAAGAUUCCAUCGGAACACUGUUUGUAAUUGGUCGUUAUGAUAACACUUGUAAUGUCUUAGUAUUGAUAAUAAAUUGGAUUAACGUAAA
This is a messenger RNA of Macrobrachium nipponense, 1424 nucleotides long. Its product is annotated as scavenger receptor class F member 1-like. Lineage: Eukaryota; Metazoa; Arthropoda; Malacostraca; Decapoda; Palaemonidae. The transcript has 7 exons. The coding region runs from base 185 to 958 and encodes 257 amino acids. The record is from RefSeq and is a predicted model, not a curated record.